AUGAAUGACAGCACUGGAAACGAGCAACUUGAUGCUCUUGUUUACGGCUAUCUAGAAAGGAAAGGAUAUCAACAGACGAUGGACACUCUCGCGAGAGAAUCGCCAACUUUUGCAGCUCUCCGCAAACAAGCACCGCCAGAACGGGUGUUCAUCAACAUUGAUGAUCGACUAAAGGACAAGACGUUGGAGCAAAUUGUAGCGGAAUUUGCUUCCACUGAUCGACCGAAAUGGCAUCCAUCUUUAGUCGACAUAGAGCGUCACCUCAAGAGUGUAUCCAACAACUUGACGAAUCUGAUCGGCGCGGGCUCGAAUCAAAACGCGCAUUUUCAACAGCUGCCUUCCCACAAUUACCAUCAAGUCAUUUCUAACGCCAACUCAAAUAACAAUGUUCCACUUUCACAGCAAGCUACUCACCCAUUGCCUUUCGUUGCUGAACCGAUAUCUUCAUGUCAGCCAUCAAAUAUUCCACAAGAUUCAUGUUCACAAAUUCACAAAAUGCCCGAAAAGAACAAAGCCGAAGUCCUGUUGCAACCGACACAAGACCUUCAAGAGAACGAUAUGGAUACAUCGAUUGAAAGCAAAGACGAACGAACAAUCGAAGAGACAAAAGAAAACGUCGAAGAAGAACAAGAGACUGUCACUACCGAUGCUAUUGAAAUGAACACUCUUGUCGAAGCAGAACUAAAGGCUGUUACUACAGAUGCCGUUGAAGCGACUCUUGUCGAAGAAGAAAACGAUGAACCAAAGACUAACGAUGCUGUUGAAACAAAUAAUCUGAAGCAAGAUGGCGAGGUUCAAGGAUCACUUGAGAAUUUUAGCAUAGUUGAUGAUAUUCCCAUGCUAUAUGAAGCAUCAGAACCAGCACUUUCACCGUUGCCACCUAGGAAGAACACUAUUAUUGGAUUGUUAGGCGUUUCGGAAAGCCAGAAAGAAUUUGAGGGAUUGUCAUCGUCACAACAAGCUUCAUCUGCCGAAUUCGGAAUUAACGACACCAUUCCAAAAGCUAAAGAAAACUCUCGAUCAGAUAAACUAAAGCAAGACGAGAAAAAGAAAUCAAUCAAUGCCGAUUCGGAAUUAGAAAGCGAAAUUUUAUCAAAGAAGAACAGGGAUUCGUUGACUGGGACCGACACGCUUGGGAAACGAGAGGUUGCAAAAAGGCAAGAACCAAAUGAAAAAAUGUCGCCCCGUUCAGCACCGAGAACUCGCAGCCAAGCCGUUCGUCAACAGGACAAGAAGUUGAGUCAAAACCAGAAUCGACAGCAACAAGGACACGGUGGAUCAGAAAAUGGCGAAAGGCAUAAACAAGAUCUUGAUGAAAAGAAAUCUUUGGAAAAGAUGUUGUUUCAGGAAAGGCAAAAAGAAAAGGCCAUUAGGGAUCGAAGUUCCUACAAUAAACAAGAAUCUUUCGAAACAAAACGAAGGCAAGAUUCGAGACACAAGGAAGAUCCUAGAAUAAAUGAUCCUAGAAUUCGAAGGGAUGAACGCUAUGAGGGCAGGGGAUCGGGAGCAAAUCGAAAGCGUUACAGCACUGACGUCCAUCCAAGUGACUAUCUGUUCAAAGAGCUCGAUAGAUCAACAAAUGCUACAAAAGCGGCUAGAACUCAUUUCAAUCAGGCUUGGUCAGAUGGAAGGGAGAAGUCGACGUCUCAACGAGAGAAAGACUUGAUAGAGCGCAAAAGUUUUGAGAGAAAUUCUCCCGCCAGUUACAAACAAGAGUUUGAAAGGACAAACGAUUCUGAGCCUCAAGGAUACAAUACUAGUUGGGCAUCAACAAAAACAGAACGCUCAGUGAUAAUUCUUGAAAGUUGCGCGCAAAAGGAUCCCCGCCUUGAAGCUUCUGCUAGCAAGAAAUUCCGAGCUGAAGAUGUUACGCCACAGCUUGAUAACGUCAAGCAGAUCUUCUCAAAUGCGGUGGUCCAAGCGCCAUCGAUUCAAUUUCGACUUGCUCGACUCAAUUUGCAAAAACGCCUCACUAAUGGGGGAAAUGAUUCCCUUUACUUUAACGUUAAUUUAUUUGUUGUAAUCAGGGUCCAUUUUGCC
Molecule: messenger RNA, 2040 nt
Organism: Mesorhabditis belari
Lineage: Eukaryota; Metazoa; Nematoda; Chromadorea; Rhabditida; Rhabditidae
Source: the annotation of a GenBank genome assembly